Molecule: messenger RNA, 702 nt
Organism: Nannizzia gypsea CBS 118893
Lineage: Eukaryota; Fungi; Ascomycota; Eurotiomycetes; Onygenales; Arthrodermataceae
Product: glutathione S-transferase 3
Exons: 2
Coding region: 1-702 (233 amino acids)
Cellular component (GO): cytoplasm
Molecular function (GO): glutathione transferase activity; glutathione binding
Source: RefSeq, a predicted model, not a curated record
AUGCCUCAAUUCACCUUCUAUACCCACCCCCUUGCCACGGCACCGGACCGUGUCCAGCUCACCCUGGGUGAGGCCGGCUUUACAGACUAUGAAAGCAUCACCGUUGACCUGAUGACCAAGGAGCAGAAUUCUCCCGAAUUCCGUGCCCGCAACCCCUUCGGCAAGGUACCUACCAUCGUCACCUCAGACGGCAUCACCAUGUGGGAAUCCCGCGCCAUAGCCCGCUACCUCUGUACCCGCUACAACUUCGACCUCCUCCCCAACCCCAACGACCAAGCAGCAGUCGCCCUCUUCGAGCAGGAAUACGCCGCUGAAGCCGCCUGCUUCGACCGCCCCGUCUCCUCCAUCGUCUACGAGUCAGGCAUCAAGCCCCUUGUAGGCAUACCGACCAACCAGGCCGUCCUGGAAGAAGGCCAGAAGGCUCUCGGCGAGUACUUUGACAUCGCCGAGUCCAUCUUCUCCAAGACCGGGAAGAAGUUCUGGGCCGGUGACAAGUAUACCCUUGUAGAUGUCUAUUACAUCCCUCAGCUGGCUAGGGUGUUUGAGCGCGGAUAUGGUGAUAUCAUUACCUCCAGACCUGCCCUCAAGGCAUGGUGGGAUCGUUGCAACGAGAGACCGGCUGUCAAGGCCUUUGUCGCCAAGGUGCCCAAGAUCGAUGAGUUGCUCGCUCAGCGGAAGACGACCGAAGAGCAAAAGCAGUAG